Messenger RNA from Carassius gibelio (silver crucian carp), 1670 nucleotides. RefSeq names its product ORMDL sphingolipid biosynthesis regulator 1 (gene ormdl1). The transcript has 4 exons. Gene Ontology annotation, biological process: intracellular sphingolipid homeostasis; ceramide metabolic process; negative regulation of ceramide biosynthetic process. Gene Ontology annotation, cellular component: endoplasmic reticulum membrane. The record is from RefSeq and is a predicted model, not a curated record. NCBI's taxonomy places the organism in Eukaryota, Metazoa, Chordata, Actinopteri, Cypriniformes, Cyprinidae. Bases 114 to 575 code for a protein of 153 amino acids.
UGGGGUAGCCUGUGUGCUAGCGGAGUGUGAGCAGUGAGUCAGCCCGCAGUGCGCGCAGCGGAGGCCGGCAGCGCUCCAGCCUGCUUCACCCGAACGCGAAUAAGAAAAGCAAGAUGAACGUCGGUGUGGCCCACAGUGAAGUGAACCCAAACACCCGUGUGAUGAACAGUCGGGGGAUAUGGCUGACAUAUGCACUCGGUGUAGGAAUGCUUCACAUCGUACUGUUGAGCAUUCCUUUCUUCAGUGUUCCUGUUGUGUGGACCCUCACAAAUGUUAUUCACAAUUUUGGUAUGUAUGUGUUUAUGCAUGCAGUGAAAGGCACACCAUUUGAAACACCAGACCAGGGCAAGGCAAGACUUCUCACACACUGGGAACAGCUGGACUAUGGCGUGCAGUUCACAUCAUCUAGAAAAUUCUUUACAAUCUCACCAAUAAUUUUAUAUUUUCUCGCCAGCUUUUACACUAAAUAUGACACCGCUCAUUUUGUGAUAAACACAGCUUCGCUUUUGAGUGUUCUCAUCCCAAAACUGCCACAACUCCAUGGAGUCAGGAUCUUUGGAAUAAACAAGUAUUAAGCCCAGUGUUCAGAGGGCACAGACCAACUCGGAGAUGUUGUCUGAUUCGGGAGAGGAGAUAACCCUUUGUACUUUGUACAGCAGCUGUGUACACUUAGCAGUUUUGUACAGUCUGUGUAAUUGUGAGUCUCUUUGUUUGAUAUAUCUUGAGAAAUUGUUGUAGGGACAUGUUAGGAGGACAAUUCUACAAGCAUUAAUAACUUAAGAUAUUUAAUGUGUUUUUGUUAGUUGUUUUGUGAUCCUUGUGGAUCUGGGCUGGCCCAGGUUUCAUGGUUAAAGUGUUUUGUUCAUUAGUUUUUGUUUGUUCAAACGUGCUCACAACACUGAUACACUAAGAUAGAUUUAUGCUUUUAGCUUCACUUCACAUUUCUGAAUCUAUUGAUUCUUAGAUAAUGCCAUGAAUUGACAAACGUGUUUUUAAAAUCAUUUAAAAGCCAUGAAACCUUUCUGCUGUUUCGUUAAUGUUUUCAUUGCUUCAUAGGUGAAUAAAAAGUCAGAUGGCAUGAUAUCCUGAAAAAUAUUUGUCCGUCACAAUACUAUAUAUAGUUUUGUUUACAGUUUUUGUCUUACAACUUUUAAGUGACAAUGGAAAAAUAUUAACAUUUACAAAACUUUUAGGAUUUUAAGAACUUUCACAUUCAUUCAACAUGGAAUCCAAAAUCGAUCUUCAUUCUGGUCUCAUUUUGCACAUUUUAUCAUUGCACCUUAUUUCAAAGAAUAUUUCAUCAUAAUUUUUGUACAGCUUCCUCUGCCCCUGAAACAAAACAUCAAGUUCUUCCCUACAUUCUUUCAUCUAUUGUUUGAUUCAGAAAAUUGCAUGUUGACUUUUAGCUCAAUUUCAGUGUCACUGUAAACUCUGGAUCAUCGCGAUUCUUUGCUCUCUUUUCCCUCACAGUAUUAUUGAAGUUGAGAAACUGUAACAUAGCCCUAAUAAACUAUUUGUAUUUUUUCACUUUCUCCUCUUUUGACAAUAUCUGCGAAGGCUCGACUGUGCCAAUUUUUUUGUCCUUUUGUUUUGAGAAAGGGUCUGAUCAGAGUAUGUUAUGUGUUGUAUGACAUGCUCCAAACAAAUAAAACUUUGCAAAGUAUUAGAAA